CGCGCUACGACCUACCGCAACGGUGACCCGGUUUGCCCUCUGUGCGUGUAGCAGGCCGUCACCCCGCCGCUGGCAAGUUGAAGGAAGAUCGUUUGCAAUCCAUCUAGACCCUAGUGGAUGGACGUCCGAAUGGAAUUGGAUGGGGUCGAGAAGCCGAAUACGACGGUGCGCGAAGCGUCGGCACCUUUCGACAAGCUCAGCGCGGACUUCAUCCUGCGCUCAUCAGACCUUGUCGACUUCCGCGUCCAUAAGUGCAUCCUAUCACAAGUAUCCCCUAUCUUUGACGGCAUGUUCACGCUGCCACAGCCCCAAUCCCAGGAGAGCGCAGGAGGAUCCUUAGACGCUAGCACACAAGCGUCGGGGACCGCCCUCCCUGUUGUCACAGUCCAGGAAGCAAGUGAAGUGCUCGACAUCAUUCUGCGCAUCUGCUAUCCAGUCGCAAAUCCGCCCUUCAGCCAAAUCUACCCUCUUUUGUACCCCCUAAGAUAGCCCCAGCUCAUCCUCGACUACUAUCACGUGCCGCUUGGCUGCCAGAUCGUCCUAGGCAGUACUGUAGAUGUAUCAGACCUUCGCACAACACAUAAGCCCCAAAUCGCUGCCCC
This is a messenger RNA of Rhodofomes roseus, 602 nucleotides long. RefSeq lists its product as uncharacterized. The transcript is spliced from 2 exons. Gene Ontology annotation, molecular function: protein binding. The coding region runs from base 118 to 489 and encodes 123 amino acids. The record is from RefSeq and is a predicted model, not a curated record. NCBI's taxonomy places the organism in Eukaryota, Fungi, Basidiomycota, Agaricomycetes, Polyporales, Fomitopsidaceae.